Ciona intestinalis (vase tunicate) is the source of this 7630-nucleotide messenger RNA. NCBI's taxonomy places the organism in Eukaryota, Metazoa, Chordata, Ascidiacea, Phlebobranchia, Cionidae. The record is from RefSeq and is a predicted model, not a curated record.
UUGCCACUGGCAAUUAACUCACUUAAAAGGGUUCGUUCGGGAAGUCUUGGCGUGAUAGUUGAGUUCUUUGGGCCAAGUAUUAUACCCGAUCGUCCAUGUUGAUAGCGUGAACAAGGCAAUCGUGGCCGAUGCUGGAAAUAGUUCGUUCGCUUAAAUAUCCGAUGACGACAGCGUUGCAACCAUUCUCGGGACAUGUGCUCGGUGAGCGUUAUACGUCAUCUCUGCAUGAAUUAAAUACCCAGAUUAUCAUAAGCGUAGAAAAAUAACUUUUUAAAUGGGGGGACGAGAAAAGGUUCUGUUUUUCCUGUCAACGUUUACGCUCCUAUUACUUGAAAUCAGAGAUGCAGGUGCUGCGGACCAAGUACCAGACGACACGCUGUCCCAACUUGCCCUACAAGCCGGCGCAAUUAUAAAAGAUUCAAAAAAUGUCAGCGAAGAACUAAGCAGCUUGGUCAAGUCUACACAACUAAAUAAAUUAACUGGCAAUCACCCUCAAUGCCGACAACCAUGCAGGAAUGGAGGGAAGUGCAUUCGUACGGACACGUGCGCUUGUAUAAAUGAUUGGUUCGGUGCAGAUUGCACUCAGUUUGUUUGUAGCGAUAGAUGUAUACAUGGUUCGUGCACCGCGCCAGAUACUUGUUUCUGUGCUCUAGGAUGGAAAGGCAAAAGUUGUGAUACACCCAUAUGUAAUCCCGAAUGCCUCAAUGCGGGAUUUUGCGAACAGCCAAAUGUUUGCCGUUGUCCUGACGGAUAUACCGGAGCUGUUUGCGAGAUCGCUGUAUGUGAUCCUCCGUGUGUAAAUGGCAUCUGUACCAGAAGAAACGAGUGCCAAUGCUUGGCUGGAUGGAGUGAUCUAUAUUGCGACGUUCCCGUAUGUGAGUUGGGUUGUCAACACAACGGGAGAUGCGUUCGUCCAGACACUUGUGAAUGUUCUGGCCCAUGGCAUGGACAUUCCUGCGAUCUGCCGGUGUGUUCUAAGCGGUGUCAAAAUGGCGGAAGAUGUGUUGCUCCGGAUGAAUGUGAUUGUACGCCUGGAUACAAAGGACCACAGUGCCAAUACACUGUUCAAACUACAAAGGAUGCAGGAACUGUGUGUUCAAUGUGGGGUGGACGACACAUCAGGACAUUUGAUGGACAUUCCUAUGAUUUCCCUGGUCAGUGCAGAUACAUGUGGGUACAGGAUUGUGUACAGCAUCUUUUUAGUAUCGAGCUGGUAAAGAAUAUUGAAGACUUUAUUCCCAUUGAACGAGAAACAGGAGAAAUUACGAACCGCACACUUUUUAAUGAGUUACCGGUACCCCUACGUGAAUUGGUGCAUUUUUCUGAUGACUUUCUUGCACUUGUACUUAAGUUGCAUGGAGGUGAACCCGUCUCAUUGUUGCCUGGUCGCUUGGUAAUGGUUGGUGAUAGAUUGUUGUCCUCACACCGAUAUGCAGAGCGUGGCAUUGCUGUGUACCAGGUCGGGCAAUAUGUUAGAGUUGAAACAAGAUUUGGCAUCACUAUUAUGUGGAGUGGUGGUGGGGUGGCUGAGAUUGAAAUGAAGAAAGGUUAUUACAGAGGAACCGUAUGUGGCUUGUGUGGAAAUGCCGAUGGAGAUUCAUCCAAUGACAUGACUCUACCAGACAAGACAACAGCAUCAAAUGCCUUAUGGUUUGCAAGAGGAUGGAAAGAGACAGGUCUGCAUGAUCAUUGCUCCGAAAUCUCUCAAGUCAUCGCUGAUUGUUCAUCAACUUCUGCUGGAGAUGUUGAUAUUAUUCGGGCACUGUGCAAAAUCUUUAUAUCAAACAACGAAGCAUUCUCUGAUUGCAUUGCUGCUGGUGUAGACCCUGUGCCUCUGGUUGAUGGGUGUAUUACAGAUGUCUGUCAGUGUAAUAAAGUUGGCAGGCAAGACUGUCAUUGUGAUGCAGUAGCACAGUAUUCCCGGUUAUGCAUGUCCCAAACUGAGGUUGUACCAAGAUGGCGAAAACCAAACUUUUGCGCUGUCACAUGUCCAGAAGGAAUGGUUUACUCUGAAUGUGCAAGCUCAUGCCCACGAACCUGUCAUAACUUGGUGACACCGGAUACCGAAUGUCAUGAACAUUGUGUGGAUGGAUGUACCUGUCCUGAGGGAAGUCUACUUCAUGAUGGAAAAUGCGUACGGGAGGAUGAAUGCUCAUGCCUUCAUAAUGGACGAGAAUUCCCAGCUGGCCACGUCCUUAGCCAAGAAUGUCAAAGCUGUGUGUGCUCAAGCGCUGUUUGGAACUGUACAGAUAUACCUUGCCCUUCAGAAUGCUCAGCAGUUGGUGAUCCACAUUAUAAAACAUUUGAUGGACACAUGUACACAAUGCAUGGAGAAUGUCAAUACACUUUCGUCAAGGAUUGCAGCAGUACAAAUUUGUUCAGUGUAAUUGUGGACAAUACAGUGUGUGGUGUUGAUUCAACCGUUACUUGCACCAAAGACGUCACGAUUGUUCUUCGUUCCGGGUUCAACAAGGUCUUGAUCAGAUUAAGCAAAGGUCAUGUCACAAGUGUUGAUGGGAAAGCUGUAAUGCCACCGUACAUACGAGAAAGAUUCCAGAUAUUUAAAGUUUCGUCUGACUUCGUCCAACUUCGCACUGAUAUUGGCAUCAUGGUUGAUUGGGAUGGAAUAUCAAGAGUUUAUGUGACAGCAGAAAGACGAUGGCAAGGGAAGUUGUGUGGUUUAUGUGGCAACUACAACAGAAACCAAAGGGAUGACUUUAUGAAUUUUAACGGAUUGGUUGAGAGAAGUCCUGUUUCAUUUGGCAAUGCAUGGAAAGCUAGUCCUGAUUGCAUAGACAUGACGUCACAAUUUAUUCAGGAUCCAUGCCAGGUCAACCAACAACGUGUUGGAUUUGCCAACACAGAGUGCCAAGUAAUUCUUAGUGAAACAUUUCAAGCUUGUCACGUUGAUGUUAGCCCUCAGCCAUACUAUGACUUGUGUCGAUAUGAUGUGUGUGAGUGUGAGGAACCUGAAUCAUGUUUGUGUAACACCAUCGCACAUUAUGCGAGGGUUUGCUCAAGAGCUGGGCAUGUCACUGACUGGAGAAUGGAGAAUUUCUGCCAUCGGGAGUGUCCUGGUGGUCAGGUAUAUAGAGAAUGCAGCAGUACAUGUCAUUCUACUUGCCGAUCACUGUCUGAUCAGUCUGUUCGCUGUGGAGAGUCAUGUGUACAAGGAUGUAAUUGUCCCGAUGGCCUCUACCUCAACCAGGAGGGAACUUGUGUGAAGCAACAACAGUGUGAAUGCUACCAUAAUGGUAGAACUUAUCGAGCAUUUGAAGUUAUUCACAGGGAAUUUAGCACCUGUCAUUGCAUGGAAGGACGACUUACUUGUGUGGAUAUCAGUAAUGAAGGAAAUGAGGAAUCACUUACCAAUAGAACAUACCGAGUUGCAUUCUGUCCAUUUGGUCAAAUUCACAAGUCGUGUAAUAUCAGUGAGGGCAACCCAACUGGGAUUGAAUGCCAAAAAACUUGCAAAAACUUUGGUGAAGACUGCUUUGCCCAAACAUGUGUUGUUGGUUGCGCAUGUCCGAGUGGACAGGUGUUUGACUCUGAGCGCUCAGUUUGUAUUCAAGCAAGUGACUGCCCAUGUUACUACGGUGGACAAGCAUACCUCCCAGGACAUAGUGUAACUAUUGACUGCAACCGAUGUGAGUGUCGAAACAGGGAGUGGGAAUGUACACAGGAUGAAUGUGUAGGCACCUGCACAGCUUAUGGGGAUCCACAUUAUGAAACAUUUGAUGGUUUCACAUACAACUACAUGGGAACAUGCAACUACAUACUGACCCAAAAUUACUGUGACCAGCAACGAGGAACAUUCCGAGUUUAUGUUGAGAAUACAUUGUGUGGUUCAGAUGGAAUGGCUUGCACAAAAGCUGUCAGCAUUAUACUUGAAGAUAAAAUCACUAUUCGACUUGAAAGAGAAAAUUUUGGAUACAAAGCAGAAAAUAUGGUUUCAUGGGGGCCUUCUCCCGGUUCUGAUACGAACCACACAAACAUAGUUUGGGACUAUCAUCACGUUGGUUUGUACACCAUGGUGACAACGGACAUUGGUCUCAUGGUUGUUUGGGAUAGAAAGACAACAGUCAUAGUGAAACUGGAUCCAAGAUAUAUGUCUGCAGUAUGUGGGUUGUGUGGUAAUUUUGAUGGCAACCAAAACAAUGAUGCAAUGAAGAGUGAUCGCAUGUUGGCAGUGACACCACUUGAAUUUGGUAAUAGUUGGAAGACAUCUCCCAACUGUGACAACACCCCGCCCUCGGACGAUCCAUGUACAUUACAUCCCAACCGCAAGCCAUGGGCACAAAGAAGUUGUAAUAUCUUGCAAAGUGAAAUAUUCCAACCAUGCCAUGCAUUGGUUGAUGUAACCUGGUAUUACAGCAACUGUAAAUUUGAUGCAUGUGGUUGUGAUGGUGGGGCUGACUGUGAAUGUUUCUGUGUGGCAGUUGCUGCAUAUGCGCGAGCUUGUGCAGAAGCUGGCCGCCCUAUUAGAUGGAGAACACCUAAUGUUUGUCCACUGAUGUGUGAAGCCUACAACACAGACAACCAUGAUUGCACAUGGCAUUACAGUGAAUGUCAAACAGCUUGUCCCAUCACUUGCCAACAUCGAUACCUUAGCACUGCCAUUGAUCAGUGUUCAUUAUCCAUGGCUUGUGUUGAAGGAUGUUUUCCUCAUUGCCCUGAAGGAACACUGUAUGAUGAAAGCAGCCAGCGGUGUGUGAGCCAGUGCCAGAAGGGUUGUCACUCUAAUGGAAGAUUUUAUUUAAUCGGAGAUGUUGUUACUGAAGACAAUUGUCAUAUAUGCACUUGUUCUCUUCUCGAGUCAAUCGAAUGUACAACAGCUAGCAAGUGUCAACCACCUCCCAAAGAACAUGUGCUUGCCUUGCCCUCUGUACAAAGAUAUUGUGAUGGAGCUGUUAACCUUGUGUUUCUUGUACAAAGCACACACCACAUAUCUGCACAUGAGUUUCAAGAUGUGAAAAAAUUGAUUGAAACUUAUGUCUCUUCUGUUGCCCCAAAGAAUUAUGGAAAACCAAACUCAACUCUCAGGGUUGCUAUACAACAAUAUGGUGAUCGGCUAGAGCAUAACUUAGCACUUCAGGAUCACCAGAACAUGAGUAUUUUAUUAAACACAAUACAUGACCUGCAGCUGCAACGUGGAAGUGAAAAUCCAUUUACUGAAGCUCUACGAUCAGGAAUUGCUCAAUUUAAUCUGACAGAGAAGCCAGUCAACUCAACUAUUGAAAAUGUUCUAUUUGCCAUCACAUUCUCAACUCCACAAGAAGAUAUAAACGAAGUUCUUGAAGAAAUGGAGAACUUAAAAAUUAAAGCAAUCAUCCUAAGAAUUACACACCAUGGUCAUGGUAGAUUCCCAGACGAAAGAACCAUGACCUCAUAUGCCAUUGAAGAGUUGUCUGAUAUUUUUAGCUUGGAAUACAGCAACAUGGCAAUGGAAAUUUUGAAUGAAAUUUGUGAGGGCCGAAACGAAGUUUUACCAAAUGUCACAACACCAUCACCCGUUACUCCAGUUGUUCCACGAGUGGAGUUACCACCUUUCGAGCCACUUAAUGAAACUUGCACAAUGCAAGCUGAUCUUGUUGUUUUGAUUGACACAAAUUUGCUGGUGGAUAAAGACAAGGGAAGAUCAAGAAGAAAGAGAUCUGCCACUCUUCAGUAUGUUUCUGAUAUUCUUGACAAUGUUACAAUUUCUCCUGAUCACACACAUGUGUCUGUGCUACUUGCUGAUAAACAAGUACGCAGAGUAAGUAAAUUUCAGAGUUCAAGAGAUGAAGUAAAUCGAGCAAUUGAAGAAACAAUAUCUAAAAUUAUUCUCACUGAUGAAGUAGCAUCAGAUGAGUCGCUCGAUUUAGCUUAUGCUCUUCUAGAAACAUUGGUUGGAUAUUUGGAAAAUGAACAUUCCCAUGCUCGACUAAGUCCAGCGAAUCACAAGUCGAUUUUACUGCUUCAGGAAAAUAACAUUCUUGGACAAAAAGAGGCGAUAAAUGAGUCUUUAUCUGAACUCCAUGAACAUGGGGUUAUUUUAACAGCUGUGACACAACCUGAUCAGUACAGAAACUAUACAGAAAAGAAUGCAUUGACUAAUUUGUUGGGCAAGAAAAAUUUAAUAUUUGCCAAUAUAACUGGAGGAGGAGCACCGCCCUCUGAAUCUGUGAUUGAGAAAACUUGCCGGACACCAGAAACUUUGGAGACAGAACUGCUCCGUUGUCAGCAGGAUAUGGAUGUUUAUUUUAUAUUAGAUACAACAGAAAUUCAAGGGAAAGAUUGGGAAAACAUGGUAAAUGGGGUGAAAAAGAUCUCAAAGGCGCUUCAACCAAUCAACUUUCCAUUUAACACAAACAAUGUCAGUGGAAUCAGAACUUCUUUAAUCGGCUUCAAUGACAGAAGUGCCAAAAUACUGGUCAGUUUAUAUGAUGGAAAUGGUCUGCUUGUGUUUUUGCGUUCCGAUCUUCCAGUCAGGUUGGACAACUUUGAACCACAAUCUAAUUUGAGUUUUAUGAUUGACACCAUUAGCACACAGGCUAGUGUAUUGUCAGCUGACAGAGGGCAAUCCAUCGUCAUAAUUGGUAGCAGUCUCAAUAAAGACAAAAGGAAUCACAUUUUAAAAGAUAAAGCAAGUUUUGCAAAUGUUAUACAUGUCUCAGUGGGACAACAAACAAUCGAAACUGAAGAACAAGAUGAUGCUUUUGAACAAAUUUACCUGCGCUCCACAAGAGAAUUAUUAGACAACACGUUUUCACUUUAUGUCACAGAUCAUGUUUGUGCUUCUGUAUCCCCUGUUACAACAACCAUUACAAUGCCGCUUGUACCCAAGACAACUAUAGGAACAUUAAUACCUGGUGCAACAACAAUACCAUCUGUUUUUGGUGUAACAACAACAACAACAAUUCCCUCUGUUCCUGGUGCAACAACAACAACAAUUCCUUCUGUUCCUGGUGAAACAACAACAACGAUUCCCUCUGUUCCUGGUGAAACAACAACAACAGUACCCUCUGUUCCUGGUGUAACAACAACAACAAUUCCCUCUGUUCCAGGUGUAACAACAACAACAAUUCCUUCUGUUCCUGGUGUAACAACAAUAACAAUUCCCUCUGUUCCUGGUGAAACAACAACAACAAUUCCCUCUGUUCCUGGUGUAACAACAACAACAGUACCAUCUGUUCCUGGUGUAACAACAACAACAAUUCCCUCUGCUACUGGUGUAACAACAACAACAACAAUUCCCUCUGUUCCCGGUGUGACAACAACACCAUCUGUUCCUGGUGAAACAACAACAACAAUUCCCUCUAUUCCUGGUGCAAUAACAAUUCCCUCUGUUCCUGGUGUAACAACAACAACAAUUCCUUCUGUUUCUGGUGUAACAACAACAACAAUUCCUUCUGUUCCUGGUGUAACAACAACAAUUCCUUCUCUUCCUGGUGUAACAACAACAACAAGUCCCUCUGUUUCUGGUGCAACAACAACAACAAUUCCUUCUGUUCCUGGUGUAACAACAACAACAAUUCCCUCUAUUCCUGGUGCAACAACAAUAACUUCUGUUCCUGGUGUAACAAGCAACAACAAUUCCCUCUGUUCCUGGUGCAACAACAACAACAAUAUACUUCUGUUCCUGGUGUAA